CAGCACCUCUCAACUCACGACCGCCCAUCUCCUCCGUCGUCCUCGCGUUCUAUACCACCAACUGUCGCCUUUUUCGCCACCAGCGCGCACAUUGCAUCCCUCGCCAUGGACAGGCUAAACCGCAUGCUCGCCGCCGCCCAGGGCAUGAGAGAAGGCGGCCCAGCUCAAGAUACCAACCUCAUCGACAACUCCGAGACCGUCUACAUAUCCUCGCUCGCGCUCCUGAAGAUGCUGCGGCACGGCCGUGCCGGUGUGCCCAUGGAAGUCAUGGGACUGAUGCUGGGCGAGUUUGUGGACGACUACACGGUACGGGUAGUAGACGUAUUCGCGAUGCCGCAGAGUGGAACGGGAGUCAGCGUUGAGGCGGUAGACCCCGUAUUCCAGACGAAGAUGAUGGACAUGCUGCGGCAAACGGGACGGCCGGAGACGGUGGUGGGAUGGUACCACUCGCAUCCUGGCUUCGGGUGCUGGUUGUCGAGCGUCGAUAUCAACACACAGCAGUCGUUCGAGCAGCUGACGCCGCGCGCCGUCGCCGUCGUCGUCGACCCCAUCCAGUCCGUCAAGGGCAAGGUCGUUAUCGACGCUUUCCGCCUCAUCAACCCCCAGACUCUCAUGAUGGGCCACGAGCCCCGCCAGACCACCUCCAACUUGGGCCACCUCAACAAGCCCUCCAUCCAGGCGCUCAUCCACGGCCUCAACCGCCACUACUACAGCAUAGGCAUCAACUACAGGAAGACGGGCCUGGAGGAGAACAUGUUGAUGAACCUGCACAAGCACGUCUGGACUGAGGCGCUCGAGAUGACCGACUUCAAGCACGAGGGCGAGCGGAAUAACGAGAAGCUGAAGAAGCUCGUCAGCCUGGCAGAGGGCUACGAGAAGCGAGUGAAGGAGGAGACGGAGCUGACCAAGGAGCAGCUGAAGACGCGAUACGUCGGCAAGGUCGACCCGAAGAAGCACAUCGAGGACGUCGGCCAGCAGCUUAUCGAAGACAACAUCGUCUCGGUCUCGCGGCAGAUGAUCGACAAGGAGGCAUGCCUGCCCAAAGCCAAGGAGGCCGGCGAGGCAGACGGCGCCAUGGAGGUCGACGACGAGCUAUGAUUUAUUCAUGCAUGAUUCCUCAGCAGCUUCUUCUGGUUCGCGUGUAAUGUACAGGCAGGCGGUGGGCAGGCGGGCAGGCGGAUUGGCCCGCGAAGAAAGGUUCAGCGUGCGUGCACCAGGAUAGACAGACGUCUUAGCACGGAAUGAAUGAAAUGGAUGACUUGGUGGCUACUUAGGAGCUGCCUCUAUGUCAAGUAUAACGGCAGGGAAAGAGGCCAGACAGGCAGAGAGUAGCCAGUCGGCGGUCUCUAGACAGAGCUUUGGCAGUUUAAUCUACUCGUUGACC
Messenger RNA from Aplosporella prunicola CBS 121167, 1384 nucleotides. RefSeq lists its product as uncharacterized. Gene Ontology annotation, molecular function: protein binding; metallopeptidase activity; proteasome binding. The transcript has 3 exons. Gene Ontology annotation, biological process: proteasome-mediated ubiquitin-dependent protein catabolic process; protein deubiquitination. Gene Ontology annotation, cellular component: proteasome regulatory particle, lid subcomplex. The coding region runs from base 106 to 1098 and encodes 330 amino acids. Lineage: Eukaryota; Fungi; Ascomycota; Dothideomycetes; Botryosphaeriales; Aplosporellaceae. The record is from RefSeq and is a predicted model, not a curated record.